AUGACGACGAAAGAGCGCCUGCGUUAUCUGGCCGACGUCUUGUUGCCCGCGCGGCUGAACAUCCUAGGCGACUUCCUGGCCCGUUUUGACGCUCUGAUCUGGGCACAACUGGAAUCUUGGGAGUACAAACACUUGAGGUGGUCCGUGAAGGAGCAGCAGCGCUAUCGUGAUCAGAUGGUUUCUGGCAUCAUCCACUUGACAGAGUUGAAGACUACAGAGCUGGAUCUUCAUGUUAGGUCCAACCAUCCGCCUCUUCAACACACUAUUCGCCACGUUGAGCAAGAUGGCGACACUUCCGAAGGCAAUGCUGCAGUUGAUGCCACAUUAGAAGAUUCUCAGGGAGUGCGCCCACCUAGCGUGCAUGGCUCACCCGAAGAGGAUGCGAUUUGCGCACCAUCCGAUGCUGCGAUCACGGAAGAAGGAAUCAAAUCUGCCCUUCAUGCUUCCACUCCAUCCUUGGACGAGGCACAGCUUGAUGGCGGCUUUUCCCCCUUCGAGGAAAGCGACCAGUCACAAACAACCGACUGCGAGCCAAGUCCACAACUGUCCGAAGCAACCAUCGUAACGUUUGAGCUGGAAAGCUUCGAGAAGGAGUGUGUCGACGUCGAAAGAGCAGUGACUAGGGGUGUUUUCUUGGAAGAGCCGGAGGGACGAGUGCAAGCAAAUGUCAUCCGUCUGCCCACUACAAUGCCAUGGGACUUCAACGCGGCAGGAAAAGCAUUGACCCGAGCUCCUGCCAAACCGAAACACGACAUGCGGCGUAUCGCGUCGACUUCCAAGCUCCAGUCGAUGCUGCGGAGUAUAGACAAAAUCCUCGGUGACUUUCAUAAACCCGGUAUCGUCAAUGAGGACCCAAUCUUUCAGGAAAGCCGCCUUCGACCGGUACCGAGCAAGGAGCGAGACGUGCCAGAGUUAGCGAAAUCGAACAUGGAUGAGGAAUGUGGUUUAGCCGCGACCGGCGGUACGAUGCAGGACAAGGAGCGAAGGUCGGAUGCUGCAUGCGCUCCCGAAACGGGCGUAUCGACACCUAACUAUCGAACGCUUCGCAUAGCGACGGAGUUGACCGAUGUUGCAAAGCAGAGAAAAACCUUCACGCGCAGAAACAAACAACGACGGCCGGUGAGCAAGAAGAAAGCCGAGAUGCACGAGGUCGGUGCUGCGUGGAGGAGAUAA
This is a messenger RNA of Punctularia strigosozonata HHB-11173 SS5, 1173 nucleotides long. RefSeq lists its product as uncharacterized. The transcript has a single exon. Lineage: Eukaryota; Fungi; Basidiomycota; Agaricomycetes; Corticiales; Punctulariaceae. The record is from RefSeq and is a predicted model, not a curated record. The coding region runs from base 1 to 1173 and encodes 390 amino acids.